This is a messenger RNA of Lactuca saligna, 663 nucleotides long. Lineage: Eukaryota; Viridiplantae; Streptophyta; Magnoliopsida; Asterales; Asteraceae. The record is from the annotation of a GenBank genome assembly.
AUGACGAUGAAGUCCACCGGAGAAGAAGCUACUGGUCAAAAGGCAGUUUCAUCGAUUUCAAUCGAAAUCAAGACUCCAAAGCGUACGACUUCCAUCCAGCGUCGAAAUUCAUACCCACGAAAGAAAGAGGAUGUGACGUCUUCUAGGGUUCAAGAAACGCUUGAAGAUAAAAGAACUGUUUACAAGAACAAAUUUUCUUUAGAUAGAGAAUUUAAUGAUCAAAGUGUGCUUCAUAAUGUCGCCUCCACCGCUGAUCUUGUCAAAACCCGAAAACCACCCUUAUCCAAUAAACUCAAGAUAAAGCUACCAUGUCGACAAGAAAGAAGAGAUUAUCACGAGGGUCGUGUUCAUGGUGAUCAUGUCGAAUCGAAACGCAAGCUUGUAUCACCUAACAGUACCCCCAUCGGAAGCGAAGGUGGCCGAUCUGAGAAGGUGGCCGAUCGGACAAGUUCUUUAUCUGGGCGGAAUGUAAAAGGUGGCCGGAGAGGGCGUUCGGCAUUACGAGUACCGGUGGCGAAGGCGGAGGUGCGGGAAUAUGAUGAAGAUAUGAUAAAAGCUGCUGAAACUCUCCUGAUGAUGCGCCGUGAUCGUCGUUAUAUGGCGGAAUCAAUCGGUCGCAAUAGUAAGUGCCUCGGUUUUGAUCUGAACGAGCCUCCGAUCUAA